Molecule: messenger RNA, 1349 nt
Organism: Rubroshorea leprosula
Lineage: Eukaryota; Viridiplantae; Streptophyta; Magnoliopsida; Malvales; Dipterocarpaceae
Source: the annotation of a GenBank genome assembly
AAGGUGAAGAGCAUAAUCUCCAAAUGGACUGUAAUGGCGAAAGCCAAAUCCCCAAAAUCUCGCUCUACGAGCAGUCGAGAGAAGAGAGAAUCAAAGAAAACCUCUAAAGGAUGCAAAAACUCGGCGUAAUGGAUCUCUCCCACAAGCUCAACUCUCUCCUUCCUCCUAAGCGCAGCCGGAAGAAUCCAUCAUCCACCCCAUCCUCCUCUCCCCUGACACUGCCUGGCCCCCUCCGCCGCUCCUCUAGGUUGCAAAAUACAGUUCCUGUUAGCUAUUCAGAAGUGGGUGUGGCAAAGAAAGAUGGGGGUGGGAAGCUACAGGAAGGUACAAGGCCAGAGGUAUACACAGAGGAGCAUGAGAAGCUAUUGGGUAAUGCCAAGAGAAGCUGGACACUUUUUGAGGAUGGGAACCGAACUUAUGAUCCCAUUAAGGGAAACACUUGUCAUCAAUGCCGAUAUGGAGAGCAUGUACUUGAAGCUAUAGAGAAUCCAAAUUGGAUAUCUCAAUUAGGCUUCAAGUCAGUUGCACAUUACCUCAUUGAAACCAAACAGGCACAAACUAAUAUUGAUCAAAAGAAUCUAGAGAAUGGAGAUCCAGUUUCUGCUAGGAGGUCACUGUCAUUUCUAGAUAUGGAAGCCCAACUUGAAGAAUCUUACAAGGAUGAUGAUAGUAAUCACUUGGAAGAAGAGAAGGAAGUACUUCCUGCAGAUAACAAAGAUGGUGAAAGCAAUAUUAGAUCAGAGAGUCCUUCAAAGCUUAAGAAGAGACCGCUUGCUGCUGAACCUUGGAUGGAUAGUAUUGCUGGAAGGUUAAGGCAAAGGCAAGGAGAAGGCAAAGACCAUAACAUGCAGGCUUUAAACAAUAUGUUGUCAGAAAAUGCAUUGGAAAAAAAGGAGGAAGCACUUCACGGAGAUAACCAACAUGGUGAAAGCAGUAUUGGAACUAAGAAUUCUUCAAAGCUUGAGAAGAAACUUGCUGCUGCUUCUGAACCGAGUGCAGACAGUGCUGCUGGGAGGGUUAAAGCAAAGAUAACCAACAUUGUGAAAGCAGUAUUGAGAGAGAAUAAUUCAAAGCUUAAGAAGAGACCAGUUGCUGCUGAACCUAACGCAGACGGUAUUGGUGAACGGUUAAGGCAAAGGCGAAGAGAAGGCAACGACCACAACAAACAGGAGUUGCCAGUGAAAAUUUGAAGUAUAUACUAAUACAAGUUCUGUAACUGACCUGGACUGUAUUGCUAGAAGAUUGAAGCCUCAGGACAGAACAAUGUAAAGAAACAGUUGUCCCUCUUGACUUUUUGUUAAGGAUGAUUUACUUCACAAUCCUUUUGCUAAUACAGGUCUAAACCUAGG